Messenger RNA from Marmota monax (woodchuck), 4363 nucleotides. RefSeq names its product TBC1 domain family member 31 (gene Tbc1d31). Gene Ontology annotation, cellular component: centrosome. The transcript is spliced from 21 exons. NCBI's taxonomy places the organism in Eukaryota, Metazoa, Chordata, Mammalia, Rodentia, Sciuridae. The record is from RefSeq and is a predicted model, not a curated record. Gene Ontology annotation, molecular function: protein binding. Bases 1304 to 4147 code for a protein of 947 amino acids.
UAAAGAUUGUGGCAAAGCUUUUGGUCAAUUAUCAGACCUUAUUUACCAUAGAAGAACUCACACUGGAGAGAAACCCUACAAAUGUAAAGAAUGUGUCAAAGCUUUUGGUGAAAAAUCAAACCUUAUUUGCCACAGAAAAACUCACACUGGAGAGAAGCCCUACAAAUGUACAGAAUGUUGCAAAGCUUUUGGUCACAAAUCACACCUAAUUUGCCAUAGGAGAACUCACACUGGAGAGAAUCCCUACAAGUGUAAAGAUUGUGGCCAACCUUUUGGUCGAAAAUCAGACCUUAUUUACCACAGUAGAACUCACAUUGGAGAGAAGCACUACAAAUGUACAGAAGGUGGCAGAGCUUUUGGUGACACAUCAAACCUUAUUCGCCACAGGAGAAAUCACACUGGAGAGAUGCCCUACAAAUGUAAAAAAUGUGGCAAAGCUUUUGGUCAAAAAAUAGACCUUGACCACAGCAGAACUCACUGGAGAGAAACCCUACAAAUGUAAGGAAUGUGGCAAAGCUUUUACUCAAAAAACAGGCUUUAUUUGCCACAGAAGAACUCACACUAGAGAGAAGCCUUACAAAUGUAAAGAAUGUGGCAAAGCGUUCAGUCAAAAAUCACACCUUAUUUGCCAUAACAGAACUCACACUGGAGAGAAGCCUCACAAAUGCAAAGUAUGUGACAAAGUUUUUACUCAAGUAUUACACCUUAUUUGCCACAGAAGAAUUUACACUGGAGAGAAACCUUACAAAUAUAAGGAAUGUGGCAAAGCUUUUAGCAAUAAAACAGGCCUUAUUCACCAUAACAGAACUCACACUGGAGAAUAGCCCUACAAAAGUGAAUAAUGUGGAAAAGUUUUAAUAAAAAAUAAAACUGUAUUCACCACAGCAGAAGACAUCCUGGUGAAUGUGAAAUGUGAAUAAAGUAAUAAUACUUUUAAAGAAAGACUAAACCUUGGGGCUGGGGUUGUAGUUCCAUGGUAGAGUGCUAGUGUAAAGAAUCAGAUGUAACUGCGUUACUAUUACUGUCCUUGAUGGAGUCUGCCUGCAAACAGGAUAUUCUGUCAAGGUAUAGAUAGGUAACAGCGGACAUGCUUGAAAACGAGGUGUCUACUGUCCUUGGGAGGGCCUACUUGCAAACGAGAGACUCCUUCAAGGUUUAGAUAAGGUUUAAUCUUGUUCAGCGAACAACACAAGCUUGCACGGCUCUGGCCUUUAAUCUUCAUAGGAAAUCUGAAUUCCUUGUGGCAUUGGCUGAUUAUUCUGUUAAAUGCUUUGAUAUAGUCACCAAGGAGCUAGUUAGCUGGAUGAGAGGACAUGAAUCAUCAGUAUUUUCAAUCUCUGUGCAUGCAUCAGGGAGAUAUGCCAUCACCACUUCUUCUGAUACAGCACAACUGUGGGACUUGGAUACCUUUCAGAGAAAAAGAAAACUGAAUAUUCGCCAGUCAGUGGGCAUACAGAAGGUUUUCUUUCUUCCUUUAAGUAAUACCAUCCUCAGCUGUUUUAAAGAUAAUUCCAUCUUUGCCUGGGAAUGUGAUACUCUUUUUUGCAAAUAUCAAUUGCCCGCUCCACCUGAAAGCUCAAGUAUUAUAUAUAAAGUGUUUGCUGUGACCAGAGAUGGUCGAAUCCUGGCUGCUGGAGGCAAAUCAAAUCACCUUCAUUUGUGGUGCUUGGAAGCUACACAGCUCUUCAGAAUUAUCCAAAUGCCAACUAAAGUUAGAGCCAUUCGCCAUCUGGAAUUUCUUCCUGAUAGUUUUGAUGCUGGUUCUAAUCAGGUUCUUGGAGUGCUAAGUCAAGAUGGUAUUAUGAGAUUUAUCAAUGUACAGACUUGUAAACUUCUCUUUGAAAUUGGAAGCCUUGAUGAAGGAAUUAGCACAUCAGUAAUUAGCCCACAUGGACGAUACAUUGCAUCUAUUAUGGAAAAUGGAAGUCUGAAUAUAUAUUCAGUUCAGGCUUUAACACAAGAAAUAAAUAAGCCACCACCUCCUUUAGUGAAAGUAAUCGAAGAUUUGCCCAAGAAUAAACUGAAUGCCAGUGAUGUUAAGAUGAUGGUUCCUUCAGGAAGAAUACAGCGGCCAACAAAAUCCAGAGAUAGCAAAAUUCAGACUAGAAUAUUAAAACAAGACCUCACUGGUACUUUUGAAAAUAAAGAGAAUGAAUUGUCAGAUGGAUUAAACAAAAAACGUUUACAAAUCUUAUUAAAAGGCUAUGGUGAAUAUCCAACAAAAUACAGAAUGUUCAUUUGGCGUGCUCUACUACAACUGCCGGAAAAUCAUACAGCAUUUAGUAGCCUAAUAGAUAAAGGUAUUCAUGAGGCAUUUAUCAACCUUCAGAAGCAAUACCCCAUCAAAAGUAGGAAACUACUCAGAGUAUUACAGAGAACCCUGUCUGCUUUAGCUCAUUGGUCUGCCAUCUUUAGCGACACACCCUAUCUUCCACUUUUGGCAUUUCCGUUUGUGAAAUUAUUCCAGAACAACCAGCUUAUCUGUUUUGAAGUCGUUGCUACUCUCAUAAUCAAUUGGUGUCAACACUGGUUUGAAUACUUUCCUAAUCCUCCUAUCAAUAUUCUUAGUAUAAUAGAAAACAUUUUAGCAUUUCAUGACAAGGAACUGCUGCAGCACUUCAUAGCUCAUGAUAUAACAUCUCAGCUGUAUGCUUGGCCUCUUCUUGAAACUGUGUUCUCAGAAGUACUGACAAGAGAGGAAUGGCUCAAAUUAUUUGACAACGUCUUUUCCAACCAUCCCUCCUUUCUGCUGAUGACUGUGGUAGCCUACAGCAUAUGUUCUAGAGCUCCUUUGCUCAAUUGUACUCUUAAGGAUGAUUUUGAGUAUUUUUUUCACCAUCGGAAUAACCUGGAUAUAAAUGUUGUGAUUAGAGAAGUUUAUCAUCUCAUGGAGACCACGCCUGCUCACAUUCACCCAGACAAUGUGCUGGAUGUUUUUGUUGCACUGACAAAAGGACAAUAUCCAAUAUUUAAUCAAUAUCCGAAGUUUAUUGUGGACUAUCAGACACAGGAACGAGAACGAAUAAGGAAAGAUGAAUUGGAUUACUUGAGAGAGAGGCAGGCAGUUGAAGAUAUGCAUGCUGAAGUGGACCAGCAAAGAAUCAAAGAUGAAGCAUGGUACCAGAAACAAGAGCUGCUCCGUAAAGCUGAAGAAACAAGAAGAGAAAUGCUCUUGCAAGAGGAGGAAAAGAUGAUGCAGCAAAGACAGAGAUUAGCUGCUGUGAAAAGAGAGCUGAAGAUAAAGGAAUUAUACUUACAAGAUGCUGCUAGAAGGCGUUUUCUGAAGCUUCAGCAAGAUCAACGUGAAAUGGAACUACAAAGACUGGAUGAUGAAAUUGAGAGAAAGGUACAAAUGAGAGAUCAAGAAAUUGCUACCACAACCAAAGACCUAGAAAUGAGGCAGCUGGAACUUGAAUCACAAAAAAGACUUUAUGAGAAGAAUCUUACUAGAAAUCAAGAAGCUAUUGCAAAAGAAAUUAAGGAAGAUGCUGAUGCCUAUAGGCGAAAAGUGGAUCUUGAAGAACACAUGUUUCAUAAGCUAAUAGAAACUGGUCAGACUCAGAGCAGAAAGACCCAGAAGAUAAUUGAAGAAAAUUUGGCAAAAGCUGAACAAGCAUGCUUAAAUACUGACUGGCAGAUUCAAAAUUUACAUAGACAAAAAUGUAAUGAUCUACAACGAAAUGAAGGAUACCGAGAAGUAGCCAACCUCCUUCGGAAGAACAGAAGGAAAGAAUCAGAGGUAUUAAAUGCAAUGAUGGAGGAGGAAGCUAAGAAGUGGAAGGAAGCUGAAGAAAAAGGGUUUCAUUUGAGAUCAGAAAAGAAAGCUUCUGCCCUUUCGGAUGAAUCCAGAAAGUGGUUUUUACAGCAGGAGAUGAGUGCUGCCUUAGAACAUGCUGAAAAUCCAUGUAAUAAAGCAGAAGUGCUCCAGUUGCAAAAUGAACGGGUUACGUUGAGCAGUUUGCCUAGAACCUCAGAAUUAAAUGACAUUUCUGAUAUGGAUUCCUCAACACAGAUUUCUUUAAAUAGGAAAACAAGAGAAUGGGACAGCAUGGAGCAGAAUCUUAUCAAGAAAGUAAGAAAUCUCCGCCAGAGGCUCACCGAGCAAGCUCGUGAGAGAUGUCGGACCCCUCACCUUUUAGCUACGUAGAGACAUGUCUCCUCAAGAUAGUCAGAGGGAGAUACCUAUUUGCAAUCAAUGACACUGAUUUUUAUAUUGUUUAUUUUAAAUUCCUAUGGAGACCAUCCUUCUGUAUAGAAAGAAUGUGUUCAUAAAAAUUAUGUUUUCUAUUUAAUUCUAAUACUUUUUGACUUAUAAAUGACUUCUUGAACUUUUCACAGUAAAAGGUUUUUGGAAACUCUUAAA